This is a messenger RNA of Phytophthora nicotianae INRA-310, 1453 nucleotides long. RefSeq lists its product as hypothetical. The coding region runs from base 421 to 1209 and encodes 262 amino acids. NCBI's taxonomy places the organism in Eukaryota, Oomycota, Peronosporomycetes, Peronosporales, Peronosporaceae. Gene Ontology annotation, biological process: protein ubiquitination. Gene Ontology annotation, cellular component: cytoplasm. Gene Ontology annotation, molecular function: ubiquitin protein ligase activity. The record is from RefSeq and is a predicted model, not a curated record. The transcript has a single exon.
GUUAGACACUUUUUCCUCACACCGGAAGGCAUGGCAAGUCUAGCAUUCGCAAAACUACCCAACGCUGAGCACCCGAGGAAGCAUUAACGGUACCGCCUCAAAAUAACAUUUUGCGGCUACAACUCGUAGUCCCGACGAAAAUACUCCCGCCAUCUCACCCGCGGCGCGCAUUGCAGUUUGGCAACACCCCGCACCUCCAGCCCAAAAACGAAAAAGCCGCCUGUUGCAUUGAGCAACAGCAGCACAGCCGCAAGUCCGUCAAUCACUUCAACCCCCCGAGAAAGUCCACACGCAAGCGCUAGACCAUCACUCGUUGCUUCUGAUACUUCCAGAGCACUGUAGCCAGCUUCAGCUUCAUCCGUUGCCCUCUAUAAUCCCCCAGCGAGAAAGGACGCACUCUCGAACUCGACGUCAAACAGAAUGGACCUCGCCAUCCGCGUGAAUGUUCGCUACGCCGCCCCGGCCAAUUCACAGAUCAAGGACGCGUUACUGCUGUUCAAGAGCGCGCGUUGGGUGCAUUCCAUUAUCCGCUACAUCAUUCCGCAGCUCAACAGUGUGUCACCAGCCGCCAUGCACAUCAUGGAGUCGCUCAAAAGCAACCCGGCCGACGUGCGACAACAGCAAGACGGAGAGCAUGCGGUCUGCGUCGUGUGCAUGGAAGCACUCACAUCGCCCUGUGCCGAGCUGCCUGCGUGCUGCCACCAGUUCCACGAGCGCUGCAUUGAACCCUGGCUCAAGAUGCACAGCACCUGCCCCACUUGUCGUCACCAGCUACCCACGGACGCCUAUACGAGCUACAGCGUCUACGCCAUCAACACCACGAUCGUCUUACAGCAGUCCCAGUCCAGUAUGCCCGCAGCUGAAUUGUUAGAACUGUCGGCCAGCAACCAGGUCAUCCGUGCCAUCGUGAACGCGCGGGUGAGGCGCAAUGUAGCAUCAACGUCAACUACCGGAGUGGCCAUGCGUGGAUCUCUCUCGAGUGAAUUGCCUAUUUUCCAGACUGAGCCGCCUGUCAUGAACGCUAGUGUGUUGCAACGCGGCUCCGGUCUGUCUGCAGCGUUGCCUCCCUGUGUCACUGAACCCGUAGUACCCGUCAUGCACCGGAAUGCCUCCCGACGUCGUUUCCGCGAGCAAGAAACCAUCCGAGCGAUCGACAAGCGGCGACGUCUGAGUGAUUCUGCAGAGGAACAGGAUAUCUCAACUUCGUGAACCGCCGGUCUACAUCCACGUUUUGCCACAAUAAGAUAGAACUCGAUAAAUUACAGUCAAGUACCAACGACACGAAGCAGUAACGGGCGAUACAGACGCGUUCACUAUUCGUACAGUCGGCGUUGCCCUCCCUCAGUAGGACAGCUUAGAGCUUGCCGUAGCUGCUUUAUUGAGAAGCUUAUUUAACCGAGAAAACAAGUAUGCAAUCCCACACGUAACGUCGUCAGAUCCUCUGUCAAGCAUG